AUGGCCCGUACCAAGCGUGUUCGUGCCUCUUCGGAGGACUCUUACAACGGCGGCCCUACCACCCAGACGGCCACUCCGUCUCCGCCCAAGAAGGCCCGCACCACCGAGCCCGCGGCUGAAGGCACUGUUGUGCGCAAGAAGAAGGCCCGCAACGUCCGUUCGGGCAACUGUUCCAACUGCUGGUGUAACGAGACGGAGACCGACCUGUGGCGCAACGAUGUCGACGUACCCCUUGAACACAACGGCAAGGAUGGCUUCAUGGUGUGCAAUGCUUGCGGGCUUUGGCGCAAGGAUCACGGCACCAAGCGCCCGACCCAUCUGUGGAAGCAUUACAAGAAGCGCAUUCCUCCGCCCGAGCUUCUCGCAAAGGUCGCUCAGGCUUUCGGCUGGGACCCUUCCAACUGGGAGGCCUGCGUUGCCGCUCCUGCUCCCCCCGCUUCCACCAAGGCUACCAAGCUUACCACAUCCCCCGCACCCACCACGCCCCUUCCCAACGACAAUUCGGAAGUCAUCACCCACUAUGGUCUGAUCACCCCGCCCAGCCGCAGCGACAGCGAGUCUCCCGCCUCUAGCAGCUUGUCCGAAUAUGACAGCCAGAGGGACCUGGAGGGCGCGGCCACCCUGAUCGCCCUGCACCAUCGCGAAGAGUUCACUCCUCCUCCUUCGCCUCCUGCGCGCCACCGCCACCGCGAGCACAUCCCGUGCACGCUCCUUGACCAGGCUCACAAGUCGCGCUACGAGCCCUACUGGGUCAGCCGCGACCGCCACGCCCCGCGCCACGACUAUACUUCCAACAACAUCUAUCCCAACGCUGGCCGCAUGUACCUCCCGGCUCCUCCUCCCCGCCACCGCACGGUGCCUCUCCCGUCCAUCACCGAGAGCUACCCUGCGUCCCACUACGGUGUUGUCCGCCCGCACGUCGGCAACCUCCUCAACUCGCCCCGCAUGGAUGCCUAUGCCCUCUCCAUCCCCGACUCGGUGCCCAGCCUCACCCGCGAGUCGUUCUGCUCCGAGACCAGCCUCGGCACGCCUGUCGCCGAGUCGCGUGCUCUCCCUUCCCCCGUCGUCGCUACGGGCGAGCAGGACGGCUACCCCUGGGGCCGUGACAACACCUACGAGAACCGCAACUAUGACUUUGUCAAGUCACGGCAGUAG
Apiotrichum porosum is the source of this 1155-nucleotide messenger RNA. RefSeq lists its product as uncharacterized. The record is from RefSeq and is a predicted model, not a curated record. Bases 1 to 1155 code for a protein of 384 amino acids. Gene Ontology annotation, biological process: regulation of DNA-templated transcription. NCBI's taxonomy places the organism in Eukaryota, Fungi, Basidiomycota, Tremellomycetes, Trichosporonales, Trichosporonaceae. Gene Ontology annotation, molecular function: sequence-specific DNA binding; zinc ion binding. The transcript has 4 exons.